GAACGAUUCUUUUCAGCAAUCUUCAGCACACGACAUUCAUUUCUCAAAACUGAAUAUUGAGUUUACAAUUCAAUGUCAAUGUACACGAGACUUCAGGCAUUGAAAUACCUCAAUACAUGUAAGAAGGACACGAAGAUCAUAAACGAUUUACAACCUCUUUCCAAAUUGUUCAAAUCUGAAAGCAAACCUCAGAUUUCAGAGGAAGUCAAGCAGAUUAUGGUACCAGAAUUUCGAGGUCACGUAAGCAAAUCAGGACAGAGCGCAGAGCACAGAAGGUCUUAUGGGAUUGGUCCAAAUCAUCGCGUUCAUUUCUACAAUCAUGGUCACGAGGCCAGAUACCAUGGUUACGAGAAAAUUCAUCAAUACCAACCAAUAACCAGAGACUAUUCACCACGUGGCUAUCGAUCGUAUCAUGAGUACAAGCAGAUUUAUGAAUAUGAUGAUCCGUGGGAAUAUUCUGACUACAUAGACUACAGACCUAGGCUUCAAAAACAUAGGCGGAAAGCGAACGGACGAUUUAUCAAAGUACAAUCUAAGUUGGUGUAACCUCAGAAGUGUUGAAGUGAUAUCUUUAUUGAAAAGAAACAGUUAUAUUAUAUCAUGAUUCGUUAAUUCACAUCUUCCUUACAUACAUGAAAUGAUUGUAGAAAGUAUAAACUUUUAGAAUGUAAUCUUUUGAAAGGAGAACUAAAUUGCAUUUGAACGGCGUUUUGAAUUACAGUUCUCUCCCUUUUCAAUUGCUUUUACAUCUGUAGUAAAUUGUCAGAAUUUGUUGGGGGCAUAAUGUGCUAUAUCGCAAAGAUAAAGAGUGUAAUUGAUGAAACAGUGAUCAAUGGUGAAUAGCAAAAUUUAAGCGAAUCCAUUUUGUGUCUGUCACUCUCUGCGUUUCAGGUAAUUAGAUAUGCUGUCUUUACAUUCACUAAAUGCUAGUCUAUCCAAAGCUAGGAGCCUGCUAUGUUUCUCACAGCAAUCCAUUGAAAUGCAAUGUCAAUGAACUCAGUUUUAGAAAUGGGAG
Messenger RNA from Ostrea edulis (European flat oyster), 1015 nucleotides. RefSeq lists its product as uncharacterized. The transcript is spliced from 2 exons. NCBI's taxonomy places the organism in Eukaryota, Metazoa, Mollusca, Bivalvia, Ostreida, Ostreidae. The coding region runs from base 73 to 546 and encodes 157 amino acids. The record is from RefSeq and is a predicted model, not a curated record.